AUGCAAUUUAACUGUGAAGUUGCUGCAAAAGUAUUACAACUUAAUCUUGCUGAAGAAAGUCGUUAUCUUUACCUUAACACUCCCCACACUAAAACAUCAAUUAAAGAUUUAUUAAUAUAUGAAAGAAUAAACAACAAAUAUGAUGGUUAUGAUACUGUACACUUACAUGAACAAAUUGCAAUAACAUUAGAUCUUUUUUUGCGACUUGAACAUGUCGUCUUUUUCAAGGUUGAUACAGAUAUCGAUCUAAGGGUAUUAGAAAGAUUACAAAUACCUAUAAAAAAUAUAUUCUUUUUAAAUUGUACAAUUACCAAGGAAAUGUUUCUAAACUAUGAAAACUAUGUGAGACAUAGAAGUCUGAAUUUUACCAUUCAUAAUUGUGACAUUAGAAACCUUAAUGAAUUAGAUUUUAAUAGAACAUUCAGAAUCAUAAGUAAAAAUAAAAAGAAUAUUAACAAUAAUUAUCUUGUAUACGGAUGGAAUAAUACCACAAAUGAUGAAAUUAUCAAAC
Dentiscutata heterogama is the source of this 511-nucleotide messenger RNA. The record is from the annotation of a GenBank genome assembly. NCBI's taxonomy places the organism in Eukaryota, Fungi, Glomeromycota, Glomeromycetes, Diversisporales, Gigasporaceae.